Molecule: messenger RNA, 1214 nt
Organism: Penaeus vannamei (Pacific white shrimp)
Lineage: Eukaryota; Metazoa; Arthropoda; Malacostraca; Decapoda; Penaeidae
Source: RefSeq, a predicted model, not a curated record
GGCGCCGCGGCCCAGGCGAGAGGUAGACAGGACGUGUAGGCAAUAUGUAAGUUUUUAAGAUUUGAAAAAAAAAACUUUUACGAAAACUAUAAGUGAAAAAAAGUGAAAAAAAAUUCGAAGAAAUAUAAAAUGUCGGUGUUUGAAAGAGUGUGAAUCUCGAAGAACCCGGAUGAUAAGAUAACCAGAAACAGCUGAUCGAGAAGAGGCCGCGCCAUGGCAGGUGCGCAGAAGUGAGGCGAGUGAGCGAGGCGAGCCGAGGCCGUGGAGGACCUCCGCCUAUCCCCUGUCAACAUCCCGUGUUUGUGUUUGGCGUCGCCUUUCCCUCCUUCGUUCUCCUUCUCCCCUUCCUCUCCUCUCUUCCAAGCCGGAGACGCAGCUCCAACUCCGCGCGGUCGGGCUGCUUCUUACUCCGCGAGAAGGGCUUGGCGCCUCGGCCUCGAUCCCUUCCGGAAGUCGCUCCCGCUGCCUCUCCGAAGUGCCUCCGCCGUCCCCCGCGAGCGCCGCCCCGCCUGCCUCCGCGUCCUGCCCCGGCCCCGAGCACCCCUGGCCCGCCGCCAUGAUCGAGCCCUUCGUGUCCACCGUGCUCUUCGACGCCAGGCGAUCCAACUCCCUGCGGCAGUUCUCCCCGAAGAAGAUUUCCAAGAUGAAGCUCUUCAAGACGAACUCGGUGCCGCACGUGGAAGAGGACAUAUUGGAUGGUGUGGGCGGCGCAGGCAGCAUGGAGGGCGCGGGCGGGCGGGCGGAAGCAGAAUGGGCGGCGGACAAGGGGGCGGAGCGACGUCCAGAGGUUUUCCAGCAGUGGGUCUUCCGGGCAAGGGACGGGCGGCGGCGGGGGCGGCGGCACGGCGAUGACGACGGCGAUGACGACGGCGAUGACGACGGCGGGCUUCACCUCCUCGACGCAGACGCUCGCCGUGACCUCGACGCCCCGCUCCCUCUCCCUGGCCUCCAUCUCCUCCGAGGGGAGCACCGACAGCCACCUGGUGGAGCAGGAGGACAUCGUCGCCCUCACCUCCGCUGUCAGGGCCUUCAAGGAGGCGCUGGGGAAGCUCAAGCGCAUCUUCCACCCCGAGAGAGAUAAGAACGAGACCCUGCGCGUGGCUGCACACGAGCGCCUCGGAGAAGUCCUAAGAAUCCUGAGGUCGAUCCUUGAGAAGUACAGCCCCAUCCAACACAACGAACUCCUGGCCGCUGCCUCCCACCUCAUCACUCAC